AAUAUAGAAAAAAAAUAAAACCAGCAUUUUCAUCCCUCUGGGUGCUGUGUUUCAGUUCCUUCUUCUUCUACUGCACCCAUAAAUCAAAAUCCCCCUUUUCCAACCCAAUUUUCUCCAUAAACCCUAGAUUCACCGAACCCACAGACCAAGCAAGAACCGCACGACGCCAAGAAAACACUUUUUUCCCGCUCCGAGGUUGUCGUGUCGGAGCAUGGCCAUGUUGUUCCCUCGAGGACAUUGAUGAUUUUUCAGAACAUUGGGUCUCGUUUCGUUUGUGGGGUCACCGUGAAGGAGGAAAAGUAACGAGCUUUGGGGCUGAAUCGUGGUGGGUCUGUUGAGUAUGCAUAGAUCUGGAGCUACGAUGGCGUGGAACGUGUUCAAGUUCUGCACUGCUCUGCGUGGAUUGGGCUCGAUCAUGAUUCUGUUGGUUCUUGGGGUCGUUGGUGUCACUUACUAUGCUGUUGUUUUGACCAAUUAUGGCCCUGCUUUGUAUGCUGGGGGACUUGAUUCUCUUGUUGCCUUGGCAGUGUUGAUUUUGUUUCAUAGCUUGUUGGUUAUGCUGUUGUGGAGUUACUUCUCUGUUGUUUUUACCGAUCCGGGCAGUGUCCCUCCAAACUGGAAGCCUAUGAUUGAUGAGGAAAGAGGAGAGGCUGAUCCGUUGGUUGGGACAGAGUUUAGUAAUGUGCUGUCUGAUCCCAAUCAACGGGUUCGGUACUGUCGGAAAUGCAAUCAACUCAAGCCGCCUCGAUGCCAUCAUUGUUCAGUUUGUGGGCGCUGUGUUUUGAAGAUGGACCACCAUUGUGUGUGGGUAGUCAACUGUGUUGGGGCUCUAAAUUACAAAUGUUUCCUUCUUUUCUUGUUCUACACUUUUCUUGAGACGACUCUAGUGACUGCAUCCUUGCUGCCACAUUUCAUAACAUUCUUUAGCGAUGGAGAAAUUCCUGGAACACCUGGCUCUCUUGCUACAACUUUUCUUGCUUUUGUUUUAAACCUAGCCUUUGCACUGAGCGUCUUAGGAUUUCUCAUCAUGCACAUAUCUUUGGUGGCUGCUAAUACAACCACUAUUGAGGCAUAUGAGAAGAAAACUACUCCAAAAUGGCGUUAUGACCUUGGUCGUCGAAAAAAUUUUGAGCAGAGCGGGUAACCAUUUUGAUCACCGUCUGUCGUCGCCGGCCACCGUCCGUCGCUGUCCCGGCCGCCAUUUUUCCUGGCGAACCAAAGGUUGAGUGCGCCUCGAGGAGCACGACUCACCCCUGCAAGUCGCGUGGCCAGAUUCCCAGCCACGCGCCGCCACCAGCUUGCGCCCAUUCCAGCGCGUGAAGACCACACGCCGCCACCAGCUUGCGCCCAUUCCAGCGCGUGAAGACCACACGCCGCCUUCCGGCCACCGGAAGCUCGCCGGACCAGUCUCAAAUGCUGCGUCGUGUUCUUCUGGGCACAUUUCAGCUCCUGUUUUAGUGUUUGCUCGUCAACUCGUGCAUCCUCUUCUACUCCGUUAGGGUUUCUUUCUUUUGGUAAAAAAUGGCUUCUUCUGGUUCUGUUUUCUCCUUCUUUGGGACUCCCACCAUCACUACUGCAAAACUCAACUGAAAAAACUAUUUGUCUUGGUCUGCUUCAGUGGAGUUGUGGUUUCAUGGCCAAGGGUACCAUGACCACUUGGAAAAGGGAGUCGGUGCUGUCCCAAACGACAAGAAAUCUGAGUGGGAAAAGCUUGAUUUUCAACUUUGUGCUGUGCUAUGGCAAUCGGUUGAGUCAGAUGUUUUGGAAAUCCUUAGAUCAUUCAAAACAUGUUGUUCUUUUUGGAAGAAGGCCCAAGAGAUUUUUGCCAAUGAUAUUCAAAGCCUGUUUGAUGCAACCAUGAAAGUUACAACUUUCAAGCAAACCAGCCAUGACAUGAUUGCACACAUAGAUAAAGCUCGAGCCGCAGUGGAAGAGCUGAAAAGGUUUCUUGUGGCUGAUUCGAUGGAGGAAGUGAAUAAGAAGCUGAACAAGUUUUACAUGGUUAUUAUCUUGAGGAGCCUAUACCCAGAUUUUGAUCAUGUGCGUAAUCAAGUUCUUGCUGGAGACCAAGUUUCGUCAAUGGACUCUCUCAUCACUAGACUUCUUCUGUGCCUCAUGUAUUGAAAGAUGAAAAUCCUGUUGAUGUUGUGGAAACAUCAGCCAUGAUUACACCUUGUGGGAGAGGAGGAGGCCGUAACAAUAGAGGAGGCCGUAGUGGAAGAGGUGGACAUCCUCAAUGCACCCAUUGCAAUAGGAUGGGUCACACUCAAGAAAACUGUCACUCUUUACAUGGUUUUCCUGACAAAGUAGCACAGAUGUCUAAGUCAGAGUAAUCAGAGUCUAGAUUCUCUGAUGAGGAGUACCAAGAGUAUUUGAAGCUCAAAUCUGAGAAAUCCAGCAACCAAGCACAAUCUUCCUCUGUACCAUGUUUUUCAACAGCAUGUAUCUCCCAAUCUAUUGAAGGUCCUAGUCCUUGGAUAUUUGAUUCAGGUGCCUCUGAUCAUAUCUCUGGUAUCAAGUCUUUUUUUUCAUCCAUUUCUUUCCCAAAAAAUCCUCACCUUCUACUGUAGCUAAUGGUUCCAAAGUUGCAUCUCAAGGAAGUGGUCAAGUCUCUUUAUCUCCCUCAUUAAAGUUGAAUUCUAUUUUAUUUAUUCCUCAAUGUCCUUAUAAUCUAAUUUCAUUAAGUCAGUUGACUCGUUCAUUAAAUUGCUCAAUAAC
Messenger RNA from Glycine soja, 2718 nucleotides. Its product is annotated as probable protein S-acyltransferase 14. Lineage: Eukaryota; Viridiplantae; Streptophyta; Magnoliopsida; Fabales; Fabaceae. Gene Ontology annotation, molecular function: protein-cysteine S-palmitoyltransferase activity. The coding region runs from base 341 to 1144 and encodes 267 amino acids. Gene Ontology annotation, biological process: protein targeting to membrane; peptidyl-L-cysteine S-palmitoylation. The record is from RefSeq and is a predicted model, not a curated record. Gene Ontology annotation, cellular component: Golgi apparatus; endoplasmic reticulum. The transcript is spliced from 7 exons.